This is a messenger RNA of Hydractinia symbiolongicarpus, 533 nucleotides long. Its product is annotated as 40S ribosomal protein S11-like. NCBI's taxonomy places the organism in Eukaryota, Metazoa, Cnidaria, Hydrozoa, Anthoathecata, Hydractiniidae. The record is from RefSeq and is a predicted model, not a curated record. Gene Ontology annotation, cellular component: cytosolic small ribosomal subunit; ribosome. The transcript has 5 exons. Gene Ontology annotation, biological process: translation. Gene Ontology annotation, molecular function: structural constituent of ribosome. The coding region runs from base 39 to 509 and encodes 156 amino acids.
ACCCUCUUUUUAACAGCAGUCACAUUAAAGCCGGCAAGAUGUCUGAGCAGACUGAGAGAGCCUAUCAAAAACAAGGUCCCAUCUUUCAAAAUAAAAAGAGGGUAGUUGGUAAGGCAGCCAAAACCAAAGAACAGCGCUUCACCAAAUCAGUUGGCUUGGGAUUCAAAACACCCAGAGAGGCAAUAGAAGGAACCUACAUUGACAAAAAAUGUCCAUUUACUGGAAACGUGAGCAUUCGUGGACGUAUUCUGACUGGCGUUGUACGUAGCACAAAAAUGAAGAGAACAAUCGUCAUUCGACGUGAUUACUUACAUUACAUUAAAAAAUACCAAAGAUAUGAAAAACGACACAAAAAUUUAUCUGCUCAUAUGUCGCCGUGUUUUCGUGAUGUAAGCUUAGGUGAUUUGGUGACCGUUGGACAAUGUCGACCUCUGAGUAAAACAGUGCGAUUCAACGUCUUAAAGGUAGCCAAAUCAAACGCUGCGAAGAAAAGUUUUGAGAAAUUUUAAAGUUAAAUGACAACAAUGUGCUCA